CAAAUCUCCCAAAAUUUCCCUCAAUUGGCAUCCAGGGUUCCUUUUCUCUUAACUAUCAAACGUAUAAAUACAGCCGUCGCGUGGAUCAUAGAUUACCAUAAACAAUAAUAAUCAAUGGAGGAUCGGCCGUCCUCGCCGCCGUCGAAGAGCUGGAGCAUCUACACGCGCCGUGAGAUCUCCUCCAAGUAUGAAAUCCUAGAGUGCAUCGGCUCCGGCGCCUAUUCCGAUGUCUAUAAGGCCCGCCGCCGUUCCGACUCCCUAAUCGUCGCCCUCAAAGAAGUCCACGACUACCAGUCCGCCUUCCGCGAAAUCGAGGCCCUGCAAAUGCUUCAGAACUGCCCAAACAUCGUCGCCUUGCACGAGUACUUCUACUCUGAAGAUGAAGACGCCGUAUUAGUUCUCGAGUACUUGCCCACCGAUUUGGCCGCCGUAGUGAAGGCUGCUAAGAAGGAAUGGGAGGAUGGGAUCGGUGUAGGCGAGGUGAAGCGGUGGAUGGUACAGAUUCUUCGUGGUGUCGACGCCUGCCAUAGAAAUUCGAUUGUUCACCGUGAUUUGAAGCCGUCGAAUCUGCUGAUUUCCUCCGAUGGAGUUCUCAAAAUCGCCGAUUUUGGACAGGCCAGGAUCCUUCUCGCGCCGGGAUUUGUAGACACCAACCCUUACUCUCAGUUCGACGAGCAAUCUUCUUCUAGUCAACCACCUUUUCCUCAGCCAUCCGAAUCCGUUCCACCAUUAAUGUUUCAGUCAGUGGAAAAGCUAGCGGAAUCAGGUAGUGGGAAAGGCUCUUUACAUCCUGAUAAUCCAAGACCCACCGAGAGUCCCCACGACAUCGACGAAGAUUCCAUGACUCAAGAUGGAGCUGCUUCUUGUGUCGCCACAUGUACUACGAUCGAUCAGGAGGAUCCUUACCUGCAAUCCUAUUCUUACGAAACUGAGGAAGGAGCUGACGUAAACGGUCCCCUUACCUCCUGUGUCGGGACACGAUGGUUCAGAGCACCCGAAUUACUCUUCGGCUCCACCAACUAUGGGCUGGAAAUCGACCUGUGGUCCGUCGGUUGUAUUUUUGCCGAGCUGUUUAGCCUCGAGCCAUUAUUCCCCGGGACUUCAGAUAUCGAUCAGCUCGGAAGAAUAUUUAAUGUUCUCGGAAACUUAACGGAACUAGUUUGGCCUGCCUGCACUCAACUUCCUGAUUACAAGAUAAUUUCGUUUGGAAAAGUCGAAAAGCCAAUUGGCUUGGACGAAUGCCUCAAGAAUCGAUCUCCCGACGAGGUGGGUCUCGUUAGGAAGCUGUUGUGUUUCGAUCCGUCGAGUAGAGCUACUGCAAUGGAACUGCUUCAUGACAAGUUCUUGAAUGAAGAACCUUUACCAGUCCCGGUAUCGGAGUUGAGGGUUCCCGACAAACACGGCGGCGGAGGUAUGGAUUCGUCGGGCGAAUGGAAUGGGCGUAGAGGUUUCGAUUCCGAUUCCGAUUUCGAUGAUUUUGGGUGUGAUGUCACCACCACAGAGCAUGGGUUCUCGAUUCGGUUCUCUUGAGUCGACACGAUUAGGGGUAACUAUGAAGUCUAAAUUUUUUUGUGUCCCUCUCCCUGCGUAUGUAUGUAUCUAUUUGGGUCUUUCUAAGUAUGAACCCAUUGCAUGAAAUGAGUUGUGUAAUUUUUGUAUUGCGUCCAACUUUGGGUAUUAAGUUAUGAGUUGUUGGAAAAUAUUGAUUUGCAUUG
This is a messenger RNA of Andrographis paniculata, 1715 nucleotides long. RefSeq names its product cyclin-dependent kinase F-1. Gene Ontology annotation, cellular component: nucleus. Gene Ontology annotation, molecular function: ATP binding. The transcript is spliced from 2 exons. NCBI's taxonomy places the organism in Eukaryota, Viridiplantae, Streptophyta, Magnoliopsida, Lamiales, Acanthaceae. Gene Ontology annotation, biological process: protein phosphorylation. The record is from RefSeq and is a predicted model, not a curated record. The coding region runs from base 115 to 1530 and encodes 471 amino acids.